UAAAACCUCUUCCAUUUCUCUUCUCUUCAUCCCCAUAGCUUUCAAGCUCUUAAUCUCUCUCGUUAUUCUGCUUCUUUCUUUUCUAGCAUAGAUCCGAAGCUCUGUUAGUUUCUGAGUUUCUCAUACCAAUACAGAUCCGUUGUUUCAGGGAAAAAAAAAAGAUUCUUUCUUUCUUUCUUCUUUGAUGCUGAGUAUUGUGUUCUUGAUGUUCGAGAUUAAUGUCUCCUGUGUUGAGUGAAAUCCUCCGUUCUGGGUUUAUGAUCAGUUCUUCACUCAGACGCAGAACCCAUCUUGUUCAAUCUUUCUCUGUUGUUUUCCUCUACUGGUUCUAUGUUUUUUCAUAAAUAACCUCUCAUCUCAUCAUUAACGCCGUUCUGAUCUUUACAGUUAUAAUAACUACUAAAUCCAGGUUAAAUAGUGAUAGAUAUAUAUUAAUAACCUCGAUCUGGUCGUUGAAUCAUCAGUACCUAAGCUUUUUUGAUCUAAGGUUUCUGGUGGGGAGAAAAAAAAAUGGCGUCUUUGAGCGGGAACUCGUCGGGAUCUACCCAGAUUCUUCAGAACUCCGGGUCGGAGGGGGAUUUGCAGAUGCAGGGUGCGAUGAACGAGAGGAAGCGGAAGAGAAUGCAGUCAAAUCGCGAGUCGGCGCGUCGGUCGAGGAUGAGGAAACAGAAACAUCUGGACGAUAUGGUGUCGCAGGUUGCCCAGCUGAGGAACGACAACGCUCAGAUCCUUAAUAACAUCAAUCACACCACCCAACAUUACCUUAACGUGGAGAGGGAGAAUUCUGUUCUCCGAGCUCAGGUCAUGGAGCUUACCCACAGAUUGCAGUCCCUCGACGACAUGAUCGCUUCCAUAAACUCUAUCUAUGGAAUCUUUGACUCCUCGCCGGCGCCGGCGCCGGAGAUUCUUACUGCGCCGGAAACUUUCAUGGCCAAUCCUUGGAUGUAUCUGAACCAACCCAUCAUGGCAUCCGCUGAUUCAAUGUUCCAGUGUUGAUUAAAAAGACAAUCUUGCCCUUGGUCCAGAAUCUACUAAAAAAACAAUCAUGGGGUGGUGGUAGUUUUUUUGAUUUGUUGAAUGAAAGGAUGGGAGGGGUAAAAUGGGAAUUAUAUUAAUUAUGUCAACUAUUAUUUGGUUGUUUUCCUAGUAUAAUAAUAUGAUUAGUAUAAUCUUAAUAAUUAGGUAGAUGAGUCAUGAGUAUGAUUCUGAAGGGGAAGUGGGGAGGGUGUUUUGGUCUUUCUUGAAAUGUAAAUGGAUUAUAUAUUAUUAUUAUUAUUGGAGGUAGGAUGAAUGGUUGUGAAAGCAUGUAUGUUAUCUAUCUACCCUAAUUAUAUUAAAUCUAUGUUUUAGUAUA
Ipomoea triloba (trilobed morning glory) is the source of this 1354-nucleotide messenger RNA. Its product is annotated as bZIP transcription factor 44-like. NCBI's taxonomy places the organism in Eukaryota, Viridiplantae, Streptophyta, Magnoliopsida, Solanales, Convolvulaceae. Gene Ontology annotation, biological process: positive regulation of DNA-templated transcription. Gene Ontology annotation, cellular component: nucleus. The record is from RefSeq and is a predicted model, not a curated record. The transcript has a single exon. Gene Ontology annotation, molecular function: transcription cis-regulatory region binding; DNA-binding transcription factor activity. The coding region runs from base 511 to 996 and encodes 161 amino acids.